AUGCCCACGCCGGCACCCCUCUCGCUUGAAGCUGAAACUAUUAUUCCUGAGAAGUCUUCAGAAGGGGUCCGUGUCCAUUCACCGUCACAAGACGAGGAAAGUAUGCUCCCCCCAGAAAUAUUGGCAGCUCUUGGGGAAGCAAAAACUUCCGAAGAAAUUUUUGGGCAGAAGAUCUCUACGGAAGUCUCUGAACGUCGGGGUAAAAUCCUAACGGAAGGGUUGACGAAGGAACAGAAGGAGAACCUGCUUACUAAAACACUGAUCCCCGAAAAUUUUCAGCUUGCUAAAGCGCCGUGA
Messenger RNA from Parnassius apollo (apollo), 297 nucleotides. The record is from the annotation of a GenBank genome assembly. NCBI's taxonomy places the organism in Eukaryota, Metazoa, Arthropoda, Insecta, Lepidoptera, Papilionidae.